Impatiens glandulifera is the source of this 1665-nucleotide messenger RNA. Its product is annotated as phosphoenolpyruvate/phosphate translocator 1, chloroplastic-like. Bases 60 to 1271 code for a protein of 403 amino acids. Gene Ontology annotation, molecular function: antiporter activity. Gene Ontology annotation, biological process: transmembrane transport. Gene Ontology annotation, cellular component: Golgi apparatus; membrane. NCBI's taxonomy places the organism in Eukaryota, Viridiplantae, Streptophyta, Magnoliopsida, Ericales, Balsaminaceae. The transcript has 9 exons. The record is from RefSeq and is a predicted model, not a curated record.
UCUCUCUCUCUCUCUCUCUAGUUUGCUGUUUUUGCUCAUCAAAGUAAAAAAAAAUAAAAAUGCAGAGCAAUGCAUUGAGUUGCUCUUCCUCAAUCUCAAUCAAGAAAUCUACAAGGGUUUCCACUCCUUUCUACAGAUUUAAUCCUAUCUCUCUAUCUUUUCCUUCAAGAUCCCAUCUUUUCACCUCACCCUAUGCCAUCUCUCACUCCUCUUCUUCUUCUACACGGUUUCCGUCGACGUCAUUGAAAGGAUGGUUAACGACUCCCUCUCCGGUGGUGCCGGAGCCAGAAUCCGAUGAUGGGUUUCAGCUUCACGCAGCGAAGAACGCCGGAGAGAUUGAGACCUCGGCCAGUCUCUCCAACACUUUGCAGCUUGCUUUUCUUUUUGUUCUAUGGUUCCUUUUCAACAUAUAUUUUAACAUUUACAACAAGCAGGUGCUCAAGGUGUAUCCAUUUCCCAUAACAGUUUCUACUGUUCAGUUUGCUGUUGGUACUUUGCUUGUCAUCAUAAUGUGGACUUUUAACCUUUAUAAAAGGCCAAAAAUUAGUGGGGCACAGCUUGCAGCAAUUUUGCCACUGGCUCUGGUUCAUACUUUGGGAAAUCUUUUUACCAAUUUGAGUCUUGGGAAAGUUUCUGUUUCUUUUACUCAUACUGUUAAGGCUAUGGAGCCUUUUUUCUCAGUUGUCCUUUCUGCUAUGUUUUUGGGGGAGACACCGACCCCUUUGAUAGUUAUUUCACUUCUUCCUAUUGUUGGUGGAAUUGCAUUGGCAUCUAUGACAGAGGUUUCUUUUAAUUGGAUAGGUUUUUGGAGUGCUAUGGCUUCAAACCUGACAAACCAAUCCCGAAAUGUCCUUAGCAAAAAAUUCAUGGCCAAGAAAGAGGAAUCCUUGGAUAACAUUACUCUUUUCUCUAUCAUUACAAUCAUGUCCUUCAUCUUGUGUGCUCCAGUUAGUGUUUUGAUGGAAGGGAUCAAAGUCACUCCUGCAUACCUGCAAUCUGUUGGUUUGGAUGCUAGAGAGGUUUACAUUAGGUCUCUUCUUGCAGCAAUAUGCUUCCAUGCAUAUCAGCAGGUCUCGUACAUGAUUUUGCAGAGAGUAUCCCCUGUCACUCACUCUGUGGCUAAUUCUGUGAAGCGGGUGGUGGUUAUUGUGGCCUCUGUUCUCUUCUUUCGCACACCAGUCUCACCCAUCAACUCUUUGGGCACUGGAAUUGCUCUGGCUGGAGUAUUUCUCUACUCGAGAGUGAAGGGCUUGAAGCCCAAGACAACAUGAAGAUCUUGUCGGGGAAAAAAGUUUUGUUGGUUCGCAAGUUCAUUUUGAGAUAUUACUAGGAGGACCAAGGAACUAUAUCUUAAAUUUUGAUGGUUAAUUUUUUUUUAGAGACCUUAUAUUUUCUUAUAAAAAUGGACUAUUCACGAUUGUUUCCAGAUACUACCAGAGUGAUCGAUCAUACAUAAAUUGUACAGAUCAAUGAACAAACCACAGCAUUCAGGUUUGUGUUUAUUUGGCAUGGCUUGGCAUCUCUUCUUUUUGGGAGUGUUGAUUUUAGAAAUUUGAAACUGCUUUUUAUUCAUUUGCUUGGAUUUUUGGGAAGCAUUAGAAUUCUUCUUAUCAAUGCAAUUACUCUUUGUGAGGAUCUAAAUGUUUGGGAAUGUUAUUUUCUUUA